Molecule: messenger RNA, 826 nt
Organism: Salvia miltiorrhiza (redroot sage)
Lineage: Eukaryota; Viridiplantae; Streptophyta; Magnoliopsida; Lamiales; Lamiaceae
Product: small nuclear ribonucleoprotein SmD3b-like
Exons: 5
Coding region: 228-626 (132 amino acids)
Biological process (GO): spliceosomal snRNP assembly; RNA processing
Cellular component (GO): commitment complex; precatalytic spliceosome; spliceosomal tri-snRNP complex
Molecular function (GO): RNA binding
Source: RefSeq, a predicted model, not a curated record
GAAAAUUCACAAACUAGAGGGAUGUGUUUGCAAUUAAGAUAAUUUAAAAGGAUCUUCAUAUAAAUCUACCCGCCAGCUAUUUUCCCCAUCUGUGUACCUCGCCUGCCCUAAUUUGCGCGUGAGAAAUUCAUAUUCAAAACGCAGAUUUUCCAUUCGCUUUGUGGUGUGUGUGCGUGUUGGGAUUUUUUUAUAACUGUUUGUAAUUAAGAAAGAAAGCAUAACGGAGAAUGAGUCGGAGCUUAGGAAUUCCGGUGAAGCUGCUGCACGAGGCGUCGGGGCAUGUGGUGACGGUGGAGCUGAAGAGCGGCGAGCUCUAUCGAGGAAGCAUGAUUGAGUGCGAGGAUAACUGGAAUUGCCAGCUUGAAAACAUCACCUAUACUGCUAAGGAUGGGAAGGUCUCACUACUGGAGCAUGUUUUCAUCAGAGGUAGCAAAGUCAGGUUCAUGGUAAUUCCAGAUAUGCUUAAGAACGCCCCAAUGUUUAAACGCUUGGAAGCUAGGAUCAAGGGUAAGGGUUCAGCACUUGGAGUUGGACGUGGUCGUGCUGUUGCUAUGCGAGCUAGAGCCCAGGCUGCUGGUCGUGGAGCCCCACCUGGUAGAGGUGCUGCGCCACCAGUACGGAGGUGAUCACGCAGGGUAAUUAGCAUACCAGUUGGUCUUUUACUAUUAGUCAUACGAUGCUCGAUUUCAGUUUCUUCGUUUCCCUGCUUACUAAUUUUGUAGUCUGGAAUGAUUGAUAUAUACUGGGAGGUGACUGUUUUUCCAACGGCUGUAAUUGCUGCUAUUGUUCAUGAUCUGUGUAGGUGGUAGAUGCAAGUUAUGCGUUA